Messenger RNA from Brugia malayi, 1167 nucleotides. It is a transcript of the gene Bma-arrd-6, whose product is annotated as arrestin domain containing protein. Bases 1 to 1167 code for a protein of 388 amino acids. Gene Ontology annotation, biological process: protein transport. Lineage: Eukaryota; Metazoa; Nematoda; Chromadorea; Rhabditida; Onchocercidae. The record is from RefSeq and is a predicted model, not a curated record. Gene Ontology annotation, cellular component: cytoplasm. The transcript is spliced from 11 exons.
AUGAAUUAUAUCACAGCAUUUGAUAUACGACUAAGUAAAGAUGUUUAUUAUAGUGGUGACAAUGUAUCAGGCAAUGUCAUUCUUGAAAAUUCACGAAAUAUUCAUAUCAAAGAUAUUCGUGUAAUUCUUCGUGGUAAAGCUCAUAUUAAGUUAAAUAAAACAGGUGAAAAACGAAAAUUCGAUGAAAAAGAUGAACCAAUACUACUUUCUGGCUUACAUCAUUUUCCAUUUCAAUUUCAAUUACCAAAUUGUUCAAUGCCAUGUUCAUUGGAAACAAAAUUUGGAACAAUACGUUAUUAUGUUAAAGUAAUCAUUAAUAUUCCACAUGGUAGUAUGCCACAAGGUAUCAAAUAUUUCACAAUUAUUGGACCAUCAACAGAUUGUAUGGAUGAAAAAUAUUGUUGUGCAUUGCUUGGACAAAAUAAAGAAGUAACAUGGCAUGGAUGCUGUAGACGUGGUGCUUUAGCAUUAAGAGUUAUUAUGGAUCGUACAGCAUAUUUAUGUGGUGAAAAUGUACGAAUUUUAGCGCAUGUUGAAAAUCGUCAAAAUGGAAUAGUUUGGAUUGUAAUGCGUUUAAUUCAGCAUGUUGAAUAUUUUAUGGGAAAAAAUGUUGGAGAAAACAAACAAAUUGAUUGUGUAGUUUUAGAAAACAAGACAUUACCUGUCGAACCGUAUACACAAGGUAAAUUUGACACAGCUCAAUUGCAAUCAUUUGUCAUACCUGUUGUGCCACCAACAUUGAUCGGUGUUUGUAGAUUGCUACAAAUCUUCUACGCUUGCAUAGAGGACGAGAAAGGUAAUGAAACGCUACAGAUGGAAUUCCCACUUACAAUUGCUACAUUACCAUUUCUGAAAGCAACAAUGCCAAAGCCUAUACUUGAUUAUGACACCUGUUGUCCACAUGCAGAAGGUGGUCGUUAUAUUUCACCUGAAUUUCAAAUUGGCCGCAUACAUGAUGGAGAAAAUUUAGGUUUGAUUAAGCAAUCAAUUGAUGAUCACACUGUUCUUUAUCGACCACUUUAUGUUUACCUUGUCCAACAACAAUCUGACUUAAGCUGUUGCGAUAUUGAUACACAAUAUCUUGGCCAUCAAGUCAUCUUUUAUUUUAACAAAAUAAGCCUAGCAGUUCAACUCAAAGACUUGAAUUUUAUCCACAAAAAUCAAUGA